Enterobius vermicularis (human pinworm) is the source of this 531-nucleotide messenger RNA. The record is from the annotation of a GenBank genome assembly. Lineage: Eukaryota; Metazoa; Nematoda; Chromadorea; Rhabditida; Oxyuridae.
AUGAGUGCAACAGCCAAUAAGCUUGAAGUCGGCACUGCAUCUUGCUCCACCUCCCUGUUGUCUCCCUGUACGGCAUAUUUCCGGCAGUCCUUGCGGUAUUAUCCAAAGCACAUUAAGGAAAUCAAGUGGAAUGUUCCACUUUCACCAACUGUGCCAAAAGAGUUCCAUUUUAAUUGUAAAUGCCGGCCGCCAAUGAUGACUUCAGAAGACAAGAGGCUAAAGAAUCGUAGGCUGAAGGUCAAUAUAGCUGAAUUCCCUGUUCUUUCCCCAAAUACCUUAGCAUUCAGCAGCAGAUUACGGUCGUACACUCAUGCAGAGGUCUGCGAAGGACGAGGCGAAGAAACGGGAAAUUCGUCAAUGGAAAGGAUCUCUAUGAUUGGCUGUGGGAAAGAUAAACUUAAAAAGGGGCCUGAUUUCAUCCUUAGUCGCAACGCUCGUGAAGUUGAAGGCCGAUCAAAAAAGCUUGGCCCUUUUGCAUUUAUAAUUAAAUCAGCAGCUAUAAGGGAAAUGCAGGAUGAAAAAUACGCUUGA